Molecule: messenger RNA, 2505 nt
Organism: Nannizzia gypsea CBS 118893
Lineage: Eukaryota; Fungi; Ascomycota; Eurotiomycetes; Onygenales; Arthrodermataceae
Product: elongator complex protein 2
Exons: 2
Coding region: 1-2505 (834 amino acids)
Biological process (GO): tRNA wobble uridine modification; regulation of DNA-templated transcription
Cellular component (GO): elongator holoenzyme complex
Molecular function (GO): protein binding; DNA-binding transcription factor activity; sequence-specific DNA binding
Source: RefSeq, a predicted model, not a curated record
AUGGUGUGCGUCACCACGGAUUUCAUCAGUGUUGGGGGCAACCGGAAUCCUACAGCAGCAGAUUGGCACCAUGAGUCUGGCUUGUUAGCCUUUGGUGCGAACAAUAAUGUUGCCCUAUGGAAUCCGUUGGACCAAAACGAUAGAGGUGUAUACACACUUCUCGUGGGCCACACUGACAAAGUAAACGCUGUUAAAUUUUACACAUCACCCGCCAACGGAUCCAUACUACUUCUUACAGGCGGUAGUGACCACACUAUACGAAUAUGGAAGCCAGAUACCUCCAGUUCACCUAAAUUUUCGCAAGUAGCAGUCGUGGAGGGGCAGCAUGAAGGGUCUCUCAAUUGUAUUGAGGUCGCUCGUGGAUCAAAUAUCUUCGUCUCUGGAGCUGCAGACGGAGCUAUCAAAGUAUGGAAGUUGACUGAGGAGAACGAUGUGGUAGAGUGCCAACUACUACAGAGCAUACCGUUAAAGCCUCGGUAUUUUCCUCUUGCCAUGGCCCUGAGACUUAUAUCUAGCCAGAGCUCAGGAGCUAAGUCUGAUGGACUUGUGCUUGCAGUUGGUGGAACCAGGGCUGCGGUACAGAUAUACGCUGCAAAGGAUGUUGAUGAUCUUAAGUUUGAACUGAGUACUACUCUAACUGGACAUGAAAGCUGGAUUCGCUCUCUUGCGUUUUCACCUGCCAGUGAUAGCUCCAGCAGCACAGGAGACCCGGCAAAGCCACAGGACUUCCUUCUCGCCUCAUGCAGCCAGGAUAAAUAUAUACGCCUUUGGAAAGUAAACCUAGGAGAAGGAACUGUUUCGGCCACGCCUAAAAAUGUGGAAGACCAACUGUUAGCCGGUGCCGAGCAGGCGACUUUGACUCCGAAGGCACACCGUUUUGACAUGAAUGGUGCCAAGUAUUCAAUAACAUUUGAAGCGCUUCUUUUUGGCCAUGAGGACUGGGUUUACACUGUAGCCUGGAACCCGAAUCCUCUCCGACCACAGUUACUAUCUGCGUCCGCAGAUAACUCCUUGGUUAUUUGGGAGCAGGAUCCUAUAACCGGUGUCUGGUUUUCACUGUCAAGAAUGGGAGAAAUUAGCUCUCUCAAGGGCUCAACUACUGCUACUGGUAGUGCCGGUGGCUUUUGGGUUGGUCUUUGGUCCCCAUCUGGGGAUGUUGUUGUCUGCCUAGGCAGGACGGGCAGUUGGAGGUCCUGGAGACAUGAUACUGUGGCGGAUGCAUGGCUCCCUAUACCAGGGAUUACAGGACACGUUAGAGCAGUUGGUGAUAUUGCUUGGGAGGCAAACGGAGGGUAUUUGUUAUCUACCAGCGGGGAUCAAACAACGAGAUUGUAUGCUGAAUGGAAGAAGGGUAGCCAUCACUCAUGGCAUGAGUUUUCACGGCCUCAAAUACAUGGUUACGACCUUAACUGCCUUGCACCACUAGGCCCAUCCAGAUUUGUGUCUGGUGCAGAUGAAAAACUUUUACGGGUGUUUAACGAAACCAGAGCCGUGGCUAAUUUGCUUACGCGGUUGAGUGGGCUAGCUACCCCGAAGAGUGAUGAGGAAAUGCCAGAUGCUGCGAGUAUUCCAGUAUUAGGGCUGUCUAACAAAGCAAUGGAUGAGGAAGUUGGAGGUGAUGAAGAAACCAACGAAACUGGUGACCAGGAACAACAAACAGUGCAGCCAGAAGUAUAUAAUCUGGAGUUUGACCAUCCACCGCUAGAGGACCAUCUCGCCAGGCAUACACUUUGGCCGGAACAUGAAAAGCUGUAUGGCCACGGAUACGAAAUAUCAGCCGUUACUGCAAGCCAUGACCUAUCGAUCAUCGCGACCGCAUGCAAGGCUAGUUCUAUUGACCAUGCAGUCAUUCGUCUAUAUGACACUUCAACAUGGAACGAAAUAAGGCCUCCAUUAACAGCUCAUUCAUUGACGAUAACCUCGCUGCGAUUUUCUCUGGAUGACAGGUAUCUGCUCAGUGUUGGGCGUGAUCGGCAAUGGGCAGUUUUCGAGCGAGACUCGACCAACAAAUUACUGUUCAAAUUGCUAGCUUCCAACCCCAAGGGCCACUCAAGGAUGAUACUGAGUGCGAGCUGGGCGCCACAUCCAACGGCUACAGUAUUUGCCACGGGUGGCCGUGACAAGUCCGUUAAAAUUUGGGCUAAGGAGGGCGAUUCGUUUGUUGCAAAAACCACAAUCCCUUUCUCUCACCCAAUUACUGCUAUCGACUUUCUGCCUCUCUCAGUACAUGGUGGGCUCUACAUCGCUAUUGGUGAUGACUCCGGCCGGAUAUUUGUAUGCAGGAUCCAGCUCGAGAGUCUAGAAGCAAGAGAGAUGCUCACGAUCCCAGAACCAGAGUGCCCGUCAAAAUCUAUCACUCGAGUAGCCUGGAGGCCGGUGAAGGGACUUGUAGAAGUUCACGGGGAGGAUGUUACUGCUACCGGCAGGAAGCCCGGAUAUCAACUUGCUGUCGCAAGUGAAGAUUCUUCGAUUCGUUUAUAUAAUGUUGAUAGUCUUCCGACAUAG